Molecule: messenger RNA, 2175 nt
Organism: Eupeodes corollae
Lineage: Eukaryota; Metazoa; Arthropoda; Insecta; Diptera; Syrphidae
Exons: 7
Coding region: 909-1691 (260 amino acids)
Source: RefSeq, a predicted model, not a curated record
UCCAGUAGAAGUGCAAGGACACAACGCAACGCAACUCAACGCAGAAUAACGUUCGUCUCUUCGUCGUCGCGUGGGUCGGGAGGGAAAGGUAUUUCGCUAUUUUUAUGAUAAAAUCUCCGAUUCUUUAUCUUUUGAAUCCAGCAACGUUUUGUCAACCUAAUUUAAAACGAAACUUAACCUGCACGAUAAAAGUGAAACCAAAAAACAUUUUCAAGAUACUAUCGCUCGCAAUCGUAAUCGCAACAGCAGCGCCAGCGCCUCAUUGGGAGUGAAACGGGAAGUUGGAUAUCGAAUAAGUGGAGUUUUCAGUGGUUCUGGCUAGAAUAAAAUUGAUGUUAUAAACUCGGCUAUAAGCUUUAACUUUAACUAUGUGUGUAUGAAAGUAUUUGUGUCUGUUGGGCAAAAUGUACACAUAAUCCGAUUUAAUCGAAAUUGGAUGGUUUUGAAAUAAGGAAAAGAAACAAGCUAACGAUACCGAUACCGAUAUCCGUUUCUGGUGUUUUCCGCGUACGGGGCUUACCUUUUUAUAAUAUGUGUAUGUCUAUGUAGGUAAAUACUCUCAUAUAUCGUACGAAAGUUAAGGGAAUAAAAGUAAAAUAGUGCGAAAUAAUUCGAUUGACAAAGUGUGAUGCAGGUAGUUUGUUAGUUUAAGUUAUUUGAUGCAUCUACCAUCUACAGCACCUGCCGUUGCCUUUGGUGCUGCUUCUGCCACCUGUGCUCUUGAUGCACAUGCAAUUACAGUCUUUGUCGGUCAACGGUCUUGAGUGUCGCUGUCGGGUUUGGUCGGGUCGGGUAUACCUACGUUUUAUAUUUGCAGAUUAAAGGAUACCUAAGGGAAUUCCAGUGUUUGGUGCUGUUGUAGUUGUUGUUGGAGUUGGUUUGGAGGUGAUAGUAUUAUUUUGUGAGAUAUGGCUAUUUUACAGUCCUGUUGCUUUUGGAAGACCGUUCGUAAGGGGAGCUAUGCUAGUGCUAUUUAUACAUUGAUAUAUUUCGGUUGUUCGAGUAUUAUUCUGUUACAAUACCUCAGAGAGGAGCAACAAUAUCUUUCGGGAAAAAUUGCAAAACCAACAGGAGAAAGUCUUCUAGAAAGGGGGGAUGUUUCACCAACCACUGUGAUAUUCAAUAUACUCUUCCUGCUGUGCUCCUUGUGCUUAGUGCUGGCUUCAGUUAUGGUGGUCAUUGGUCUAUCGAAAGACCAGCGCCAUCUACUGUUGCCUUGGAUAUUCUUUAUGUUUGCUGAUAUAUUCAUAGAAUUUUCCCAUUUGGUUUAUUUGGUUAAAUUGCAAAGAUUGGUAUUCGAGCCGCUUGUUAGUGUGGUUCUAACAUUGGAUUUUUUCAUUAUGUGUCUUAAUGUUUAUUGCUUGCUUUGCAUAAUAUCUCAAUACCAGGAAUAUAAAAGCGGAAGAGGCUACAGAAAACAAAGAUUAAAUAAUGAUGCCAUCCAAUACAUAACAACAAAUGAUACGACUGCUUCUACAUUGUGUCUUAAUACAAUUGGACAAAAUCAAACAUCGAUAAGUCCCUAUCUGUAUCACCAUUCAAACUUUUCUACAAUCCCAGAGGAAUCCCAACUACAUGAAAGUUCUGAUAAAGAUGAACUAACAUCACCUUUGGAUGAAAACUGCACAAAUCAAUGUUGUGCUGUUAGGAAAUCAUCAUUCAUUCCAGAAAUAAUAAUGGAAAAUUAUUAAAUAAAAUUUAUUUCAAUAUUUUUUAUUUGAUUUAAAAGUUUUAUAACAUUUUUAUCAUAACAUAUUUCGAGAUUGUAAUUAAUUUAGUUUAUUCAAUUUGAAUUUUUUUCUUACUAAUAUCCUUUUUUAUAUAAAAAAAAAUUAAAACAAAAUUAAAUAAAAAUGUGGACCAUUUCAAUUGAAAGAAAAAAGUACAAAAUUAUGCAAGUGAAUCAGAGUGGUUGGGUUUUUAAAAUACAUAUUUGUUAUGAUUAAUUUGAUAUAAUAAACCAUCUUGUCCAUCAGCAGGCAUUUCUGAAUCCUUUUUGUAUUUAACCAACGUGAUGUGCACAAGUACAAAAAUGAAGAAACAUUCUUUGUUAAAAAUUCAAAACAAAUAAAAGAAGAAGAGUGCGUAUACGCCCGAGUGCACAAUUAUGUCUUACUGUCGUUUAAGAGUGAAUACAAAAUUGUAGAACAGUGGCAGCAGAUUGUUUUUUGUUAA